UCCACGAGGCACUAUCAACAGAGUCUGUUUGUGCUGCUCACUCUUUUCUUUCUAAGCCCUUCGGCUUUAUCUGUCUCCCCUUCUUCUUGGACCCUACAGACCUCAUAGGACCCGGGGCCACAUCAUGUUUCCACGUGCACUGCCGCUGCUGCUGCUAUGUAUCUCCACAGGCUUGGCUGCCACGCUUAUCCAGGCCUCUUCUGAUGCAGCUGCGGUGGAUUCUCCAGCUGACGGCUCUGUUUUACCUGAAGCUCAGGCUGGUGAAACCCCAGAUGACAUCUUGAUGGCAGAUGCCCCUGUUGAGGGAAAACCUGCAGAGACCCAGAGCUCCAUGCAAGAAUCUGAAGAUGAUUCAGACUGGGGCUUAGGUUCUAUCAGAGGGGGUUUCCAGGCAGUGAAUGGCUAUUUUGACUCCAUACUGGAGCUGAUGGGGGGUCGAGAUGGUGUAUGUCAGUACCGCUGUAGAUAUGGUAAAGCUCCUCAGCCUCGUGCUGGAUAUCAAAUGCCGGAGCCUAAUGGUUGUAGCACCUUACUGCUUGGCUUCCAGGUACCGAACGGUUUUGAUAUUGGUGUCCCAGCCAUGACCAAAUGUUGUAAUCAGUUAGACAUUUGCUAUGACACCUGUGGCUCUAACAAGUACCGCUGUGACACCAAAUUCCGCUGGUGCCUCCAUAGCAUCUGUGGUGACCUGAAGAAGAGUCUGGGCCUCAUGUCAAAAGUUGAAGCCUGUGAGACCUUUGCGGACACCCUGUAUAACACCAUGUGGACUUUGGGCUGCAGGCCCUUCAUGAACAGCCAGAGGGCAGCCUGCUAUUGUGAAGGAGAAGAGAAGGAUGAACUGUGAAGACCUACAAACCACAAAAACACACCACCUUUAACACAUAUAAACACUUUACAAGUUUAAACUACUCCACACUAGGGGUCAGUAUUAGGAUGAAUCUCAUUAAAACACCCUGGUCACAUUUCACCACAUUAAUGAAAAGAAACAAUUAGGCAGAUUUACUGCAAUGCACAACAGUGGUGGUUGUUGUUGGAUUCUCAUUAGUUGAAUAUAGUUAUUUUAUUUAUCAUUAUUAUUAUUAUUAUUUUUAAUAAUUGUAAUUAACAAUUACAGCAUACAUUAAAUGCUGUAUAUGACAUACUACUGCAAUGUACAAAUACUAUUAAUUUACAUUUACUAAUUUAAGUAAAAUGUUUAUUUUAUCUGCAUUGCCGAAAAAGAGUUGUUUUGCAUAAUCGAAAUGAAAAUUUUGCAGAAAUUAGCCUAAUCUUCCUAAAAAUGUCACAAAGCAA
This is a messenger RNA of Sinocyclocheilus anshuiensis, 1293 nucleotides long. RefSeq names its product group XIIB secretory phospholipase A2-like protein. The transcript has 4 exons. Lineage: Eukaryota; Metazoa; Chordata; Actinopteri; Cypriniformes; Cyprinidae. Gene Ontology annotation, molecular function: calcium ion binding; A2-type glycerophospholipase activity. The record is from RefSeq and is a predicted model, not a curated record. Gene Ontology annotation, cellular component: extracellular region. Gene Ontology annotation, biological process: arachidonate secretion; lipid catabolic process; triglyceride homeostasis. The coding region runs from base 125 to 844 and encodes 239 amino acids.